AUGGUAAAGCUACUGUCUUGGGGCGCUGUGUGCACCUCUGCCGCUCUGGUGGCCGGUGCGACCGCCGAGAAUGCGGAUGCCGAGUAUGACUACGUGAUUGUCGGAGGAGGUCUCACCGGCCUCGUCGCAGCGGCACGUCUGUCCGAGGAUGCUGAUGUAUCGGUUUUGGUCUUGGAUUACGGCACGUUCGAUCGCAGUAACAAGACGCAGAUACCGUACUAUGCCACCGUGAUCAGCACGUCCGGGCCAAGCAAUCUGCGCGACAUCCCUUCCGUCCCGGAACCGGGUCUAGGCAACCAAACAUUCGGCGUCAGGGUGUCACAGGUUAUCGGGGGCGGGUCGCAGGUCAAUGGAAUGACCUGGGACUACCCCUCGGUCGCCGACAUCGACGCAUUCGAGGCUCUAGGGAACCCAGGCUGGGGAUGGGAAGGCUUGAACCCUUACAUGAGAAAGUCUGUGACAUUCACAGCGCCGAGUCCCGAGAUUGAGGCCAAGUACAACUACUCGUACGACGUAUCCGCAUGGGGCCAAGAUGGGCCUGCGCAAGCCAGCUAUCCCGAGUGGCAAGCCCCUGACUUGUACAAGAUUAUCGAAGCUUUUGACGAGCUUGGCUUGCCAUUUGUGGAGGAGCAUGCGACUGGAAAGGCUGUGGGUCACUAUUGGGCCCCGUCGUCCAUAGAUCCCGCGAACAAGACACGCUCCUCUUCCUUGUACGCGUACUACGACAAGGUGUCCUCCCGCAGUAACCUCAAGCUCCUGCCCAUGCACCAGGUCAGGGAGAUUCUCUUCGACGACACCACCGGCAGCAACUCAUCGCUUGUGGCGACUGGUGUCAAGGUCCUGAACCGGUCCAACAACGACACCCUGGUGUUCUCGGCGAACAAGGAGGUGAUCCUCGCGGCCGGCGGCGUCUUCACCCCGCAGCUCCUCCAGCUGAGCGGCAUCGGGCCCAAGGCCGUGCUCGAGGCAGCCGGCGUCGAGACCAAGAUCGACUUCCCGGCGGUCGGGAGCAACUUCCAGGACCACCCCGUGGCAUACAUCAGCUGGACAGUGAACAACACGUUCCCUACCCCCUCGGAGCCAUCCACCAACACGUCUUUCUUCAACGAGGCCUACGACCUCUACCACCAGAAUCAUACCGGGCCCCUGACAAAGGCACAGGCCACCUACAUCGCAUUCCCCUCUCUGGGUAUGCUCACCAACGCCUCCGCGUCCCUCGUCGACGCCCUCGAGGCCCAGGACCCCACCGCUCACCUGCCCGCCAUCUACGCCGACAACACCGCCCUCCAGGCCGGCUUCGAGCAUCAGCGCACCGUCCUGGCCGCCGACCUCCGCGCCGGCACCGUCGCCGCCGCCGAGCUCCCGGCCGCGGGCGGCGGCGUCAUGGCCAACGCGAUCAUGAAGCCAAUGUCCCGCGGCACCGUGCACCUCUCCCCAUCGGACCCGCACGGCAUCCCCGACGUCCUCCACAACGCGCUGGUGAACCCCUUCGACCGCUCCGUGCUGCUCGCCUCCGUGGGGUACACGCGGCGGGUGUACUCCAGCGAUGCCACCGCAUCGUUGGCACCCGUGGAGGUUGUCCCCGGCGCGGGUGCGACCACGGAGGAUGCCGUGGUCGAGGCGCUGCUGGGCGCCGGCUUACUGAACCCGACGUUCGCGCACCCCAGCUGCAGCUGCCCCAUGAUGCCGCGCGAGCUGGGCGGGGUUGUGGACCCGGAGCUGAGGGUGUAUGGGACGGAGCGGUUGAGUAUUAUUGAUGCGAGCAUACUGCCUGUCAUCCCGGCUGCGCACUUGCAGGCUACUAUGUAUGCUGUUGCUGAGAAGGCUAGUGAUAUUAUCAAGAAGAGGGCGUAA
This is a messenger RNA of Diaporthe citri, 1854 nucleotides long. RefSeq lists its product as uncharacterized. Lineage: Eukaryota; Fungi; Ascomycota; Sordariomycetes; Diaporthales; Diaporthaceae. Gene Ontology annotation, molecular function: oxidoreductase activity, acting on CH-OH group of donors; flavin adenine dinucleotide binding. The coding region runs from base 1 to 1854 and encodes 617 amino acids. Gene Ontology annotation, biological process: secondary metabolite biosynthetic process. The record is from RefSeq and is a predicted model, not a curated record. The transcript has 4 exons.